Molecule: messenger RNA, 2052 nt
Organism: Capsella rubella
Lineage: Eukaryota; Viridiplantae; Streptophyta; Magnoliopsida; Brassicales; Brassicaceae
Product: protein gamma response 1
Exons: 3
Coding region: 118-1920 (600 amino acids)
Biological process (GO): double-strand break repair via homologous recombination; DNA double-strand break processing involved in repair via single-strand annealing
Cellular component (GO): site of double-strand break
Molecular function (GO): single-stranded DNA binding; flap-structured DNA binding; double-stranded DNA binding
Source: RefSeq, a predicted model, not a curated record
UCUAAAAUAUUUGGAUGCUCUAAUUCCAGAUUAGUCUUCUGGGUUUCACAUAUCCAGAAUCGAUCAAAAGCUCCUUCGAUCUUCCCCUUGCGUCGUUUCAUUAUUAAAAUCUUGAAGAUGGGAGAUGAAACAGUUGAUGGCGUUGAAGCCAAGUACAUAUCUGGUCUCAGUACCAUAAUGGUUGCUACAAUCCAAGAAGCUAAGGAUCGGAUAUCUCAGAUCGAGUACAUUUUUUGUAGCCAGUUAUUCCCAAAUUUUCAAUCUAAAUCUAAAGCUUUUGAAAAGGUUUAUUCAGAAGCUCGUCUUGCUGCUUGUGAUACUUGGAAAGAGAGAGAGAAAAAUCUGGUGUCCCAGAUUGAGGAGCUUAAGGUAGAGAAUCAGAAAAUUAAGUCUGAGAAUCUGGGUUUGAUCAAGGAUAAGGAGAAGCUAGCUGAACAGCUUGUUAAUACUGCUUCUAUGCCUCUUAGAUUGAAGAGUCUAGAAGAUUACAUCGAUCAUUUGAAAAAGAAGCACAAAAGUAGAUCUAAGGAAGUUAAUGAUGCAAGAGAUUUGCAUUAUAGGUUAGUUCAGUUGUUACAGGUUAAGGGGUCGGAUGAGCUCAGCGAAGAUGCCAUCAGUAUGAUUCUUUCCGAAGUGAGGAGCCUCAAGGUGAAGGCUGAGGAUGUUUCGAAGAAGACAUUGGUGACUGAGAAUCUUCUGAAGAAACUUGAGUAUCUGUCUGCAGAAGUAGCAGACAGUGAAAGGAAGUUAAGCAGCGUUGAAGAGGAGAAACAAAGAUUGAUAACUAGGUCGCAUGUUUUCGAGGAGAAUGUUGGUAGACUUGAAGAGCUACUUAGGCAGAAGAGCGAUGAGCUUGAGGAACGAAAGACGGCUCUUGAGGUUUUGCAGGGUAGACUCAACUUGACAGAGAGGGAUUUGUUAGAGUGUAAACAGAAGAUUGCAGAUUACGAGAAAGAACAGAGAGUGGUUAUGGGUAAAGCAAAAGAUGAUAGACCUAUGAUGGAGGCCAGAUAUGGAAGCUACUUGGCUGACUUAGAAGCAUUACGUUGCCAGAGUGAGAAGAAAUCAUCUGAGUUAGCUAUGGAGAGAAAUAAAAGAAAAGAACUUAAAAUUUCUUACAAGAAGCUGAUGUCCCAGUAUAGUUUUCUCUGCAAAAGGUUUGGUCUUCCUACUAACAGUUUUCUUCACCAAAGCAGCCUUGACGAGGAGUAUAACCAAAUGGGACAACAUGAGAAACCAGCCACCUCGAGUUCUCUUGAAAGGAAACACUCAGGAACUACAGAAGGAGCAGAUAAAGUGAGAAUUGGUCCUGGCACGAGUGGUAGCAACUGUGGGAAAGAGAGUAUAAUCAAAAUGGUGCAGACACCUACCACUUCCAUCUCUCCAGUUUUGCAGUCGCCUGGUGUUAAAAGUGGCCCUUCUGCGUUAAAAUCUCCACAGAUAAGUGGAUUAAAGCGUCCAGCUUCCAUUUGGAGAGACACAAGGUCUCGCCAAUCUCCUGGAGGCAAUGAUCCUCAUGAUGACUUUCUAGAUACUCCCAUUGAGAAUGUCAAAAGGGGCACUGUGGAAGAAAAACAUGUUCAGGAUGUUGCUAAGAAAGAUGAUUCAGACGACGAGACACAGGACAUGAAUCCUAAACCGAGUCCAUCACGGCAGCGAAUUCAAGUUGCAGAAUCGAGUAAGAAAAGUUUCAAGCAUGUGGAGUCAGUAAGGAAAAAAGCUGAGAGGGAGAAUUUGAAAGGGAUGGAGUGCAAACAAUGCAAGAAAUUCUAUGAUGCUGUUCAUCCUGAGAACGAUGGAAAUGGUAACAAAAGCUUGAGAUGUGAGCAUCAUGAAGGUGUGUCGAGGCAUCGUUAUAGAUACGCUCCUCCAAUGACCCCUGAAGGAUUUUGGAACAUCGGGUUCGAAUCCGAAAUGUGAUUACUGUAUUUACACAUAAUGCUUGGUUCUUUGGAUAGGAAGACCACAAUAAAAGUUAUUCUCUGGCAAUCUAGAAGAAAAUAGCAACUAAACUCCUAGGAUGAAUUAUUUAAUUCAAUGAUUUAAAGUCAA